This is a messenger RNA of Pyricularia pennisetigena, 1008 nucleotides long. RefSeq lists its product as uncharacterized. Lineage: Eukaryota; Fungi; Ascomycota; Sordariomycetes; Magnaporthales; Pyriculariaceae. The transcript is spliced from 3 exons. The record is from RefSeq and is a predicted model, not a curated record. The coding region runs from base 1 to 1008 and encodes 335 amino acids.
AUGGCGCCUGGAACAUCGGCCACAGAGAUCGCCUCGCUCGAGCAACUCACUCAGGCCAUAGGCUCUGAUUCCAACAGCACGGUCCUGGUUUAUUUUUACAAUGGCCUCUCUAAAGAAUCCAAACCAUCGCACAUGUCCAAAAUCUUCGAGGCGUUUGCCAGCAAGUCCCAGGUCGCCGGCUCUGCGCUGGGCCAUGUCCGGUUUCUCAGAGUAGAUGUGGCGAAGAAUCAGGAUAUCGCUGCCACCUUCGACAUUACGAACCCUCCCGACAUUCUCGCUUUCCGAAAUGGCGAGCCCAUACCGCUCGAGGCUCUCUUACCGCAGCUCCAGCAAGAGCUCAAGGCUGGCGGAGCUGGCUCCUCGAGCGGGAAUGCGCCGGAAGGCAGUGGUAGCCAGGCUGCGUGGUUUGGGGCAGAACUGCCACGUAGCUACAAGGAUGUCACAGAGCAGAUUGAGAUGAAGAGGGUCGAACUUCUCAACGUCGACGGCGAGAAAGGAAACGUCAGGGUUCUUUUCUCCGGGGCAAAGCCAAGUGCUUUGACUGCCGGCAAGGGCAACGAGAUUGACUGGGUGGAGAGCGACACAGACGAGCAACUGCUGCUUUUCAUGCCUUUCCAGGCAAUGCUGAAGCUUCACACUCUUCAGAUCACUUCAAUCCCGCCAAGUGGUGACGAUGUGGACGAGGACGAAAAACCGAUGCGGCCGAAGUUGAUCAAGCUCUUCACCAACCGCCCUACCAAUCUCGGUUUUGACCAGGCCGAAAGCACAGCACCUACCCAGAUGAUUGAGAUUGCCGACAGUGACUGGAACGCUGAUGGAACUGCGAACAUUCCUUUACGUUUUGUCAAGUUCCAAAAUAUCAACAGCCUAGUUAUAUUUAUUGAGGCUGGUGACGGGAGCUCAGAGUCGGAGAAGGUGCGGUUGGACAGGCUACGACUGAUUGGAGAAACCGGCGAGAAACGGGAGAUGGGCAAAUUGGAGAAGAUUGGCGACGAACCUGGAGAGUAG